Molecule: messenger RNA, 528 nt
Organism: Entrophospora sp. SA101
Lineage: Eukaryota; Fungi; Glomeromycota; Glomeromycetes; Entrophosporales; Entrophosporaceae
Source: the annotation of a GenBank genome assembly
AUGUCAACAAAGGAAGAAAAUAAUAAUGGUGAUGGUGAAAAUUAUACUUGUAAUAUUAGCAACAAUGUUAAUUCAAUGUCAACAACUUCAGCAAAAUUACCAGUAGAAACAAAAGAAAUUCAACAAACUAAUGUUAAAAUAAUAAUAGAUUUAUCAUUUGAUGAAUAUAUGAAUGACGCAGAAAUAAUUUCUUUAUCUUCUCAAUUGACAAGAUGUUAUUCAACAAAUAGAUCAACUAUAAAUCCAGUAGAUUUAAUAUUCACUUCGUUUAAUAAACCAGAUUCUGAUAAUAUUAUCAACACAUUGGAUGAAAAUAAUAUUUAUAUUAUUGGAGGAAUUGUUGAUAAAAACAGACACAAGUCACUUUGUUAUAAUAAAGCUGUAGAAGAAGGAAUUGAAACUGCCAGAUUACCAAUCGAGAAUUUUAUCAAGUUAUCUUCAAGAAAAGUUCUUGCUAUAAAUCACGUAUUUGACAUACUUAUUAAAUGGUUGGAACAUAAAGAUUGGGAAAAAGCAUUCUUGGAAUGA